This is a messenger RNA of Cylas formicarius (sweet potato weevil), 1231 nucleotides long. Its product is annotated as lysosomal acid glucosylceramidase-like. The coding region runs from base 762 to 1202 and encodes 146 amino acids. Gene Ontology annotation, biological process: glucosylceramide catabolic process. Gene Ontology annotation, molecular function: glucosylceramidase activity. NCBI's taxonomy places the organism in Eukaryota, Metazoa, Arthropoda, Insecta, Coleoptera, Brentidae. The record is from RefSeq and is a predicted model, not a curated record. The transcript is spliced from 5 exons.
UGUUUGGACUUACAUUGACUUUACUUUAGUUUCGGUUGGCAUUUAUUUCCAACCAUUAUCAAGAGAAUAACGAUCAAAUUCUCAUAGCACUUUUCUUAAGGGUGUUUUGUUAUUCAUGGCUUGGUUGGUUCGCCUCCGUCGGUGACCCUAUCAGUCUUUAGAAAUGCGGAAUCUUUAAGAUAACUCCCAGAGGUGUUCAUCUAUGGAAACUCGAAUUAGGGAACAUAGAAAUAAUGUAGAACAUUGUCCAGGAUGCAUGGGAGAAGAAACACCAAAUCCUCCGAUCAGAAGUAAAAAUGGUUCAUAUGGAGCAGCAUUAGUACAAGAAGAAGUACAAGAAAGCAAUUUUCAUCCAGGGAAACAUGACUAAGAGAGAUAUAACGUCGGUGUCGGACUGGGAUGGGUAUCAGUAUUUUAUGUGUUUAAAAUAUAGGUUGGGUGGGAAAAUAUCAGGCUAAGUUGCAAAUUUUUAUUGUUUUCAGAACAAGUGGAUAUCCGCCAAUCUAGGUCCUAGGAUCAGGAACUCGAGCUUCUCGCAUCUGAAGAUCAUUGCGCAUGAUGAAUCAAGAGGUUCGCUACUAUUCUUUAAUGAGUUCACCUUAUCCAACGACGACGUUGUCAACUAUUUGGAUGGGGUUGGAAUUCACUGGUACUCGGAUAAUGCGAUACCUCCUAGUGCGUUGGAACUGGCGUCUACUAGUAAAAAGGACCUGUUCAAACUUUCCACUGAAGCAUGCACGGGGUUUGCCCAUUUCCUUGAAAUGGAACCAGCAGUGCUAUUAGGAAGUUGGGAGAGGGGUGUCUCUUAUAUCGAAGAUAUUUUGGAGAAUCUAGAAAAUGACGUCGUCGGGUGGAUCGAUUGGAACAUGGUUUUAGACACCGAAGGUGGCCCGACCUGGGUUGGAAACACCGUGGACGCGCCCGUCAUCGCGAACGCCACUGCCGGAGAGUUUUACAAGCAGCCGAUGUUCUAUGGGCUGGGUCAUUUUUCGAAAUUCGUCACCCCGGGUUCUGUCCGAAUUGAUGCCACGACCAAUACCGAUCUCAAAGUUCUGGCAUUUUUGAGACCCGACGAAAAACUGGCACUCAUUUUGUGGAAUAGGGACGACGCAGCUGUGAGCGCGGAAAUUCAGAUUCUUGGAUCGGCAACAUCGCUCGAAGUCCCAGCAUCUUCGCUAAAUACGCUUCUCUACUUUCCCUAAUUGCGGGAAGGUAGUUUACAAUAUGGGCU